This is a messenger RNA of Budorcas taxicolor (takin), 1101 nucleotides long. RefSeq lists its product as uncharacterized. The transcript has 5 exons. The record is from RefSeq and is a predicted model, not a curated record. NCBI's taxonomy places the organism in Eukaryota, Metazoa, Chordata, Mammalia, Artiodactyla, Bovidae. The coding region runs from base 1 to 1101 and encodes 366 amino acids.
AUGGGGGCGGCGGGGGCGGCUCUGCCAGCCGCGCGCCGAGACUCCCCUCGCUACCCAGAAGGCCAGUGGAGGACCGCAAUUACCAUAAAGCGCCUCGCACUCCGCUCAGCCAAAGCUGUCAAACCCCAGCGGCAGCCGCCGCUGCCUCCUCUCGCCACCAGCUCUGCGCUCUCCCGGUCGCGCGUCCCCUCCGAGACCCAGUGGAGCCUGGCGGCUUCCCUCCACGGCGGCCGCGGGACUCCGCUGACACGCACCACCCCGAACCCUUUCGCGGAUAGCACCCCGGGGACUGGAGGGAUCCGGAAGGCUCCGCCAGCCCCUCGCUCGGGGCCGGAAGGGAGUACGGCCCAGCAGAUGGAAACGCGGCGCUGGCCUGUCCCUAAGUACCUCUGGGCCCCCACAAAGUCGGGCACCGAGCCGAACCGGACUCUCGAGGAGCCUUAUAAAAUCCUUUUCUUGCACAAAAAUCUCACCAAAGGGUUUCCGGAAGACUUUGUUGAGGGAGGUUUCGAGCUCCCGAGAUCCCACCUCUUCACCCCUCAUCCCGGGUUCGCACCUCGGCGCUGGGCGCACAUUGAGUCGGCCCCCUCUGGGCGCAACCUAAAGCCCGGGGCUAGCCGCGGCCGGAUAGUCCCCGGGGAGUCGAAACCGCCGGGCGGGGAAACCCCUCCUCUCGUCCUUCCCCGAAAAGCCUGGCCGCGACGCCGCUCCCUGGCUGGCGCCGAGGCGCCGAACUGCGCUUCACGUGCCCGCCAUAUCAGCGGCGGCGGCGGCGAGGAGCGGGGGCAGGGAGGCGCGCCGCAGCUCCCGCGGGGUCUCCGGCCCCCGCCUACCCCGCCCUGCCCGGGUCCCGGUCUGGACCACCCCGCAGCCCCCAUCCCCGCGCCGGCCGAGAUCGGCGCUGCCAGACGCAGAGAGGUUCCUAGGGCGCCGUUCCGAAAGCUGCGCGGCGGCGGCAGCCAGAGGAGGGUGCUCCUCGCGGCCGCCCCGGGAACUUCCCAGCCGCCCCGCCGCCGCCGCCGCAGUCACCGGGACCGGAAGCCCUUGCGCCGCCCCGAGCGGCCUCCGCUGGCCCCCAGGGCUGUUCCAGACGAGGGCUAG